UAUCGUACAUACAUCAUACUAGACUGUGUUAUACUGUUUUCCACAGGAGGAAGAGACGCCGUCAUCUGCAAAAAGUGGCAGAAACCAUUCUAAAACCUAAAGCCCAUUUGGCAUUUCACGCAUUUUUAGAUAGUAGCACGUAUGUCAGCAUCGCCGCCUUAUUUGCGCUGCAGUGACAUAAGAGGGCUUAUUGUAAAAUAAGGCCGCAUUUUUGCGAAUGAACAUUUUUAUUUGUAUCGAAUCCGUCAACGACUCGGUAAAUGUGUGAACUGUGCCUUUUAUCAAGACACCAGUCAGACAUAUUUUGUCCAUUUUGUUGCUAAGGAGCAGAAGCUUUUCUUGGUUUGAGGGGUUGUGGACAGCGCGGAAAAGGUAGUCACGGAUGUCGCGACAGUCCAGUUUGUCCCGUUGCCACCGGGACCCGUGUUGGUGAGCGCUCAAGACUGAAAGCCGCGGAUCUGGGGGAGUGUCAGUGAAACGAACGAGAGGAAAGCCUGCCCUGGAUUUCAAUCAUUUGCGAGAUAAGGCCCGAACGCAGAGAGAAGGGACAGGGCCUCCUCCUUCGCCUCCUCCGCUUCGACACUACCCCCUCAUUCCCUGUUUCCUCCGUGAUUUGCUAGGAUUCGCACGCGGGUGAAGUUGGAUACAUUUCGGUGAGGACUUACUUGAGAGCGAGGCCCCCUGGACCCCCUCCCCCACUCCCUUGCAACCCCCUCAAUCAAUCUACUUUCCCAAUUUUCGUGUGAGGAUUGGGAUUCCACAACCAUCCAAGGUCCGUGUGGUUUAGUCCCGUCGAAGCCGGGCUCUCCAAACCAGGGGGAUGACUUUAGAAUCUAUGAUGGCUUGCUGCCUGAGUGAAGAGGCGAAGGAGUCGAAACGAAUCAACGCAGAGAUCGAUAAGCAGCUUCGCCGAGACAAGCGAGACGCCAGGAGGGAAUUGAAAUUACUUCUUCUCGGCACAGGCGAGAGCGGCAAGAGCACCUUCAUCAAGCAGAUGCGCAUCAUCCAUGGCGCGGGCUACACUGACGAGGACAAGCGCGGCUUCACCAAGCUGGUAUACCAGAACAUCUUCACCUCCAUGCAGGCCAUGAUCCGCGCCACCGAGAAUCUCAAGAUCGGGUACAAGUACGACCAGAACAAGUCCAACGCCAUGCUGGUGAAGGAGGUGGACAUAGAGAAGGUGUCGUCGUUCGAACCGCCCUACGUCAGCGCCGUGAAGAUGCUGUGGACCGACCCCGGCAUCCAGGAGGCCUAUGACCGCCGCCGAGAGUACCAGCUCUCUGACUCCACCAAAUACUACCUGACGGAUCUGGAGCGCGUGACCGCGCCCAGUUACGUGCCCACUCAGCAGGACGUGCUGCGCGUGCGUGUGCCCACCACGGGCAUCAUAGAGUAUCCCUUCGACCUGGAGAAUGUCAUCUUCAGGAUGGUGGAUGUCGGAGGCCAGCGUUCCGAGAGGCGGAAGUGGAUCCACUGCUUUGAGAACGUCACGUCCAUCAUGUUCCUUGUGGCGUUGAGCGAGUACGAUCAGGUCCUUGUGGAGUCCGAUAACGAGAACCGUAUGGAGGAGAGCAAGGCCUUGUUCCGGACCAUCAUCACAUAUCCUUGGUUCCAGAACUCCUCUGUCAUUCUCUUCCUCAACAAGAAGGACCUUCUGGAGGAGAAAAUCUCCUAUUCCCACCUGGUGGACUACUUCCCUGAGUUUGACGGCCCGCAGCGGGAUGCACAGGCAGCCCGGGAGUUCAUCCUGAAGAUGUUUGUGGACCUGAACCCCGACAGCGACAAGAUCAUCUACUCGCACUUCACCUGCGCCACCGACACGGAGAACAUCCGCUUUGUCUUCGCCGCCGUUAAAGACACCAUCCUGCAGCUCAACCUUAAAGAGUACAACCUAGUGUGAGCCACCUCUGGGGCCUCAUACAGCACCCCCCAACACACACUCACACUCACACUCACACACACUCUCAUUACACAUGCGCGUACACACACAGGCGUACAGGCGUGCACGCUAACACUAACACACACGCAUAUAUACACAGGCAUAUGAACACACUACACACGCACGCGCACACAAUCAUACACGAAACAGAAACACAAAUACACACAUACGUGAGUACAUUUGUGCACUUGAGUGUGUGUGUGCACACGUGCAUCACAUGCACAUUCUUGUGUAUGUGCGUAAACACACACAAACACACAUGCCCGCAUGCGCAUAGACAGAAACGUACAGACAAAUAGUGUAAAAGUUGAUAUGUGAAUCCCACUCGCACACGUAAACUGACACGUACCACUGUCUACUCCCUUUGAAUCUUCCUGCCCCUACCACGAGCCCCGUCCUUUGUUUGUACACUUCAUUAUUUUUGCCAAAGCCACUCCUUCUGGUUGGCAGCUGUAGGGCCCUGAGAGUGUGUGUACGUGUGUGUGUGUGUGUGUGAUUGCGCGCGUGUGUGUGUGUGUGGGCGGGCGAGCGAGCGUGCAUGUGCACUCUAAACAUCCUUGUAGGCUCGGACACCGGAAGAGGUCCAUCCCUUUCCCCACCACAACACGCCCAUCACCACCCUGACGACACUACUCCUCUGACGACACUACUACUCUGACGACACUACUACCCUGAUGACACUACUGCCCUGACUCCUGUCGCUGCACUUCCCUUUCAUGUGAAACACACACACACACACACACACACACACACACACACACACACACACACACACACAGCGCCCCCUCACCUAGCUGUAGGCACAUCAUGAGGAACCACAGCCAGGACUUUGAUUGAAAGUUUGGCGCAGGCACUAACACACACACACACACACACACACACGCACACAUACACAUAUAAGCACACACAUGCAUACAUACACACACGCAUUCAGCAUACACAAGUCUUCAGCUCACAUGGUGAAUGUAUCUACAGGUGUGAGCAUUGCAAAGCAAAAACAAAAGAGACAAAAAAACAAGAUUACAGCACCAUAUAAAGUAGAACACCUGGAUUGCGACAAACUCCAGACUGAAAUCAAACGACAUCUUUAUAAUGCUGAGGAGAAGGGGGUGAAAGGGGAUGAGUUUUCCAAAAGCAUAAACACCUGAAAUCUCUGUAAAUUCCUGAGAUUAUCCUACAAGAAAAACAACUAAAAAAAUACACAUUUUUAAUAAUAGUGACUAUUGCUACUUGUACUUGCUAUGAAAUAUAAUGGCAGAAUUUGAAGCAGUCUAAAGAAGCGAAAUGAAGAUCAGACUUAUUUAAAUAUUUGAAUACAUGUGCAAAUCAAGCUUGAUCAGAGAGUGAGACUGUGUGCUUGUGAGAGUGAGUGAUUUAUGUAUGAAAAACAUGUAUGUGUGGGUGUGUGCAUGUGUGUGUGACGCAAAUGGACGUCAUGAGUAUCCCUUUGCGUAAUGUUGCGUAUGUUUUAUGGUAGGCUGCAUCGCUUCCCUGCCCUGCACUGCCCCUCACAAACACCCGUCCCACCUUCUCAACCCCUGACCCCUACCUGCACCCCCUGGCCAGCUUGUUUGGCUCACGUGAUUGGUUGGGCCGUAAGUUGCCCCUGAUAGCAACUGGCACAGGGUGCUAUAGUCGUGCAAAUGGACGUUCACACCCCCCUCCUCCCCUCAUAACUGUCCCACAAUCCCCUUCUUCCAUCCCUCCCUUCUUACCUGCAGAAUUGUGUGAUGGGGUGGCUUGCAAAGGCCCAGGUGCACAAUGUUUUUAAACCAGUUUACUUUUGUUUGUUUUUCACAAGGAAGCGUCAUCUAUCUAUCUAUCUAUCAGCUGACUCAAGUUUGACAUGCCGAAGCAAAGGAUGCUGGGAUGCGGGAUU
Messenger RNA from Sardina pilchardus (European sardine), 3818 nucleotides. RefSeq names its product guanine nucleotide binding protein (G protein), alpha 11b (Gq class) (gene gna11b). Gene Ontology annotation, cellular component: heterotrimeric G-protein complex. Gene Ontology annotation, biological process: phospholipase C-activating dopamine receptor signaling pathway; action potential; adenylate cyclase-modulating G protein-coupled receptor signaling pathway. The transcript is spliced from 7 exons. The record is from RefSeq and is a predicted model, not a curated record. Gene Ontology annotation, molecular function: GTPase activity; guanyl nucleotide binding; G protein-coupled receptor binding. The coding region runs from base 821 to 1900 and encodes 359 amino acids. NCBI's taxonomy places the organism in Eukaryota, Metazoa, Chordata, Actinopteri, Clupeiformes, Clupeidae.